UUCACGAGCGCCCCGCUCUCGGCGAGGGCGACGCAAAAGUGACGUCAGGAGCACGUGCCGAGGCUGCGGCAGGAGAACGCCGUCGGUAGGCAGCUAAACUGAAUCCAUAGACACAAGAAUCUGUAGAGUAAACCCCCUCGAUGGCUGGAUAGGGAUCUUCCGGAUCAGCCUUGGGAAGCCGCAGAAAUCGAAGGCUUCGGGCGAAGCAGCGAUUGGCCAGGCGCGAGCGCAGCAGUUCUUCUUCUUCUUCUUCUUCUUACUUAGACGUUGCUUCAUGUGGAAAUGGUUGUUAUUAUGACUUCUUAAAUUUGUAUACCGCUCUGCCUCCGAAGAGCCGGUUCGCAACAGGGGGAGAGCGAGAAUGCAAAAUUCAUAACAAAACAAACACAUAUAAAAAGCCAUGGAAUGUGAACCUGGCUGAGGAGAAGCGCUUCCGCCUGGCGGCAAUGGAGGCGCCGGGCGACACGUGUAACGUGUAACGUGUGAAUCCCCGCCCCCAGCCUCUCUUCCUUUCCCUUGAGUCCCGCCUAGCAGGGGGCUGGACUAAGGGACCUUUCCUCCUCACGGACCCUUCCUCCUCUACCUUUCUACUGGGGGCGGGGGGGCAGCCCUCAGAGCCCCCCUGGCAGGGGCUCCUUGGCGAGAGGAGCCGCGGGAAGCGGAGAAGGCCGGUCCGGAAAGAAGGGCGGCGCCGGCGGAGGGCGGAGCCGCGAGGAAGAUGGCGGACGACAAGGACUCUCUGCCAAAGCUGAAAGAUCUUGCUUUUUUGAAGGAUCAAUUGGAAAGUUUGAAACGAAGAGUCGAAAAUGAGGAAGUCUCUCUGCUGGCAUCCCCAUUUCUCAAAGGGUUUCUUGCUGGCUAUGUUGUAGCCAAACUCAGAUCGUCAGCAGUCCUUGGAUUUUUAGUGGGGACUUGUACUGGUGUGUAUGCUGCUCAAACCUAUGCAGUUCCUGAUGUGGAAAAGACAAUCAAAGACUAUUUCAGUUCAUUCAGGAAAGGACCAGACUAGAAUAUAGAAUCUCAUGUAGCAAUACACUCCAGAAAACCCCUCUUAUAUUAGGCUUUCUAAACAAUGUAAACUCAAUUUAGGUCAGAAAUGACUCCUGCUGCUCCCCUUUCACCAGUCAUAUCAAUCGGAAGUGUUUUUAUAUUGGAUGAGAUGAAAUUUCAGCAGGUCUGAUUGUAAGUAUUCUCAGACAUUCAAUCAUGAAAAGUCUUGGUGGCUGCUUCAGCCAUCCUGGGAUUAGAUAGUUCCUGACUAUCAACUCGGACAGCUGCGUUUCUCACAUGAUGGGAUUCUCAUUCUGAUGGAACACAGAGCAACUGCUGGGUCAUCAUGCCUGCCAGCUUUAAACUGGAACCCACCCCAUGUCCUUUCAUGUACCCAGAAAAUGUGGCUUGAGUGGUUCACAUUGUCCAAACCUUUUCUUAAUCAUGCAUACAUAUUAUACUGACAUGUGAAUCUCAUCACAAAUGUGUCAUAUUGCUCUGAUUCAUUGGAUACUUCUGCCUUUCCAUGAGUAUGACAUUU
This is a messenger RNA of Podarcis muralis (Common wall lizard), 1531 nucleotides long. Lineage: Eukaryota; Metazoa; Chordata; Lepidosauria; Squamata; Lacertidae. The record is from RefSeq and is a predicted model, not a curated record.